Messenger RNA from Saccostrea cuccullata (small rock oyster), 796 nucleotides. RefSeq lists its product as uncharacterized. The transcript is spliced from 4 exons. NCBI's taxonomy places the organism in Eukaryota, Metazoa, Mollusca, Bivalvia, Ostreida, Ostreidae. The record is from RefSeq and is a predicted model, not a curated record. The coding region runs from base 43 to 498 and encodes 151 amino acids.
GCUAAUCUAAACCGGUACUAAUCGGAAUCAGAAUUAAUCGCGAUGAACUCCUCAACUGCCUAUAUUCUUAUUUCUAAAAGAAUGAUCUUUUCGGUCAUCGAGCUCCUUGUAAUGCUGCAUUGUACAAUGUCGCAACCGUUGUAUUCGAGUUCAAAGAAUGAUAUUCAGAUUAUGAAGGACCUGCGUGCCUUUCAAUCAAACAUGAAAGCACAGAACAGAAAGAUGGUUAGAGAGCAAAGUUCUAAACUUCUACAAAUAGAAAAAAAGAUGCAAAGUGACCUCGCAAAUCUGGAAAACAGAGUAAAGAAUAUAACAAAUGAACAAGAUAAGAAGAUUCUUCCAAUACUGGAGAGGAUGCAAUCUUAUUUCACGAGACUGGAAAAUAUAGUAAUGAAUGUAACUAAAGAGCAAAAUUCUAAACCUCUACAAACAGCAGAAAGGAUGCAAAGUAAACUCCCAACUCUGGAAAACAGAGUAACAAAGAACUACGAACGAUAGUAUUGUUUUCCCGCCUACCUCCAAGUUAAUUUUCAAAAGUUAAUAUGUUUGAAUGAUUUUCCAUAUUUUUAUAUUUUAUUUACACGAAUUUUCAUAAAACAUUACUUAUUUGGGAAAUCAAAGAGGGAUAACCCUAAAAUUUGGUAAAACUCGCGUUUUUCAUUAUAGAAAUGAACGGAAAACGGAAAAUAUUUUUAAAACAUCUCCCCCCGAGAAAAAAAUAUUUCUUUAUACAGGUAAUAUAUACACUAUCAUUUCACAAAUUUACACCAAAGCUUUUUGUGUUUCACGGGGUUGG